UGCGUGAAUUGCAGGAGUUUGACAGAAACAGACCGCGACGUCGCGGAGGCAGGGUGUAUGGCCGAGGCUGUGAAGCCCCGCCGGGCCAAGGCCAAGGUCAGCCGCACCAAAGGCAAGGAAAAGAAGAAGCAUGAAGCCCUUCAGACUUGUGAUGCAGUUCCCCUGCCAGAGACCUGUAGAGAGCAGGAAAGCCUGUUUCCAGCUUCUGAACUCAAAGGCGAUGACCUGAAGGCGUCUGCUGACCCUCAGCUCCACAGUGAUGUGUGCGGAUGGAAUGAAAGUGAGAUGUUUGAUAUACCGCUCACCUCCUUGACUAUAGGGGAUGAAGGUCCCCCGAUACAGGACACAGAGGACCUAAAAGAAAGGGGAGAGGUCACAGCCGGUGAUGGAGAUGAUGAAAUGGAGUUGAAGGUGGACCCUGGAGACAACGUUACAGCUAAAGGUGAACCUUGCAAGAACUUCACAGAAGUAGAGGACCACACACCCAUCCAGUGUGGGCCUCCAGAGAGCACUCAGCAGGCAGUGGAGGGCUCACAUGCCAGAGAACAUCCGACUAGGAAGCAAGAUGAAGCCGCGCUUGGCUGUUCAGAGGUCUUUCAGAAUGUUAGCUUGCACAGUUCUUAUGAAGCCAAAGAAGUUCCUCAGCCACCAAGAGUGAAGAAACUAUAUCCUGAGUUGCCAGCUGAAAUUGCUGAAGUACCAGCUCUGGUGGCAGUGAAGCCAUUGCUCCGUAGUGAGCGACUCUACCCAGAACUCCCGUCUCAACCAGAAGUGGCACCCUUCACUAAAGAGCAGCUCAAACUCUUGGAGCCUGGCUCAUGGCUGGAAAAUGUCGCGUCAUAUGUAGAAGAAUUCGAUAGCGUUGCUCAUCAGGACAGACACGAGUUUUAUGAGCUGCUUUUGAAUUACUCACGGUGCAGGAAGCAGUUGCUGUUGGCUGAAGCUGAGCUGCUCACUCUGAUGUCUGACUGCCACAGUGCCAAAAGUCGACUGUGGCACUUUAAGGAUGAGCAGAUGGCCGUACAGGGCAUCUGUGCAGAUCAAGUGAAAGUUUAUGGUCAUCACCACUACCAGAGGGUAGAGAUGAAUGAAAAUGUCCUGGGUGAACUGAAGAAGCUGUUUGAUGCCAAAUGUGAGCACCUCCACCAGACCCUGACCCUCCAUUCGUACACUUCUGUGCUCUCGAGGUUGCAAGUGGAGUCCUACAUCUUCACACUGCUCAAUAGCUCAGCUGCUCUGAGAUCUUUAGCAGUUUAUCAGGCAGACCAAGUCCCUACACUGACAGAAAGCAUCCCCUCUGAUGUGUGCCAGCUGAAGGAGUGCAUUAGUGUCUUGUUCAUGUUCACCAGGAGAGUGAGUGAGGAUGCCCAGUUCCAUGAGGACAUCCUGCUCUGGCUGCAGAAGCUGGUGUCUGUGUUACAAAGAGUCGGCUGUCCUGGGGAUCACUUCUUUCUCCUGAACCACAUUCUCCGCUGCCCAGCUGGCAUUCGGAAGUGGGCUGUUCCUUUUAUACAGAUCAAAGUGUUGAAUAACCCUUCAGGGGUCUUUCAUUUUAUGCAGUCCCUUGCCCUGCUGAUGUCUCCUGUCAAAAACCGAGCGGAGUUUAUGUGCCACAUGAAGCCCAGUGAGUGGAAGCCAUCAUCUUCAGGACCAGCAUCUGGGAACUGGACACUUGUAGAUGAAGCCGGAGAAGAGGAUGAAGACCCUGAGACCAGUUGGAUUCUCCUUAAUGAAGACGACCUGGUCACCCUUUUGUCCCAGUUUCCCUUUCAGGAGCUCUUUCAGCAUCUUCUUGGGUUUAAAGCAAAAGGUGAUUAUUUACCUGAAACAACAAGGCCCCAAGAGAUGAUGAAAAUUUUUGCUUUUGCAAACUCAUUAGUGGAGCUUCUGGCUGUGGGACUAGACACCUUUAACAGAGCCCGCUACAGGCAGUUUGUGAAGCGCAUUGGAUACUUGAUCAGGAUGACCCUUGGCUACGUCAGUGACCACUGGGCUCAGUAUGUGAGCCACAGCACAGGCGCAGGGCUAACACCGCAGCCCUACUCCAUGGAGAAACUGCAGGUGGAGUUUGAUGAGCUGUUUCUCAGGGCUGUCCUCCAUGUCCUGAAAGCCAAAAGACUCGGCAUUUGGCUGUUCAUGUCUGAGAUGCCCUUCGGCACGCUGUCGGUCCAGAUGCUCUGGAAGCUCUUGUACCUCAUGCAUCAGGUGGAGAGUGAGGACCUGCAGCGACUCUGUGCCUCCCUACAGCCGGCCGAGUGCAAGAGGCACCUCCAAGGUGCAGAGGCCGCCAGGGACAGCCUGAGAGCGGUUCCUAUGGUAAGCUGCAAAGAGGGCUUCAUUCUCUGCAGACGCUUUCAGGAAAUUAUCAAAGACCCGUUCUCAAUUCACCAGGCCGUAGUCACAACUGACAAAGUGAAACUAACUAUUGCCAUAAGGAUAAACAGUGAAGAGCCCGGAGGACUUGAAGCUCAGGUAUCUUAUGUCACACUGUCUACUAGAGAGACUUUCUCAAAGGUUGGUCGAGAGCUUUUGGGAGCCAUUGCAGCUGUUCACCCUGAGAUUAUCUCUGUCCUUUUGGACAGAGUGCAGGAGACCAUUGACCAGGUCGGAAUGGUUUCUUUAUACUUGUUUAAAGAACUGCCUUUGUAUCUUUGGCGACCUUCUGCCCCAGAGAUAGCUGUGAUUCGGGACUGGUUAUUGAAUUAUAAUCUGACAGCAGUGAAGAACAAGUUGGCCUGUGUGAUCCUCGAAGGAUUGAAUUGGGGAUUUACUGAACAGGGUACCCUUCAUUUGGAUCAAGCAUUGCACACUGAAGUGGCCUUACUGGUUCUCGAGGCUUAUCAGAAAUACCUGGCACAGAAACCUUAUACUGGGCUUAUUUCUGAAAGUAUGAAACAGGUUUCCUAUUUGGCCAGUAUUGUUCGAUAUGGAGAGACUCCUGAGACCUCAUUUAACCAGUGGGCCUGGAAUUUGAUCUUGAGGUUAAAAUUGCACAAAAAUGAUUUUGGAAGACAGAACUUUCCAGUCGUUCCCUUCUGCAGCACAGUACCAGACAUGACAGAAUCGUCCAUGUUUCACCCUCUCUUGAAGGCUGUGAAAUCAGGCUUGCCCAUUGGCUGCUAUCUUGCUUUAGCUGUGACAGCUAUUGGCCACAGCCUUGAGAAGUUCUGUGCAGAAGGCAUCCCACUGCUGGGCGUGCUGGUCCAGUCACGGCAUCUGAGAGCAGUGGUCCAUGCCCUAGAUAAGAUCCUGCCUGUGUUCUACCCUUACCAGUGCUACCUUCUGAAGAACGAGCAGUUUUUGUCGAACCUUCUCCUCUUCCUACAAUUGGACAGCGGUGUUCCCCAGGGGGUCACACAGCAGGUUACCCACAGGGUGGCCCAGCAUCUGACAGGAGCCGUCCAUGGAGACAAUGUGAAGCUUCUCAGCAGCAUGAUCCAGGCACACAUAUGUGUAAGCACUCAGCCGGAUGAAGUAGGUCCUGUGGCUGUGUUGGAGUUCUGGGUCCAGGCUCUCAUAAGCCAGCAUCUAUGGUACCGAGAACAGCCCAUUCUCUUCCUCAUGGACCACUUGUGUAAGACAGCGUUUCACCUGAUGCAGGAAGAUUGUGUGCAAAAAUUGCUCUACCAACAGCACAAGAAUGCUUUGGGUUACCACUGUGACCGGAGUCUGCUCUCUUCCUUGGUGAACUGGAUUGUGGCAGGGAACAUCACGCCUUCCUUCGUGGAGGGCUUGUCCACGUCCACACAGGUUUGGUUUGCAUGGACUGUGUUGAACAUGGAAUCCAUCUUUGAAGAGGACUCUCAGCUCCGAAGAGUUGUUGAAAGGGAAUUGGUUAUAAAUUCGUUUAGCCCUGACCAAGCUCUAAAGAAAGCCCAGGUCCAGCUGAAGUUGCCCAUCGUCCCGUCCCUGCAGCGGCUGUUGAUUUAUCGCUGGGCCCACCAGGCUCUGGUCACACCUUCUGAUCAUCCUCUUCUGCCACUCAUUUGGCAGAAGUUCUUCCUCCUGUAUCUUCAUCGCCCAGGACCACAAUAUGGGUUACCUGUGGAUGGUUGUAUUGGAAGAAGGUUUUUUCAAAGUCCCUCGCACGUUAAUUUGUUGAAAGACAUGAAGAGACGCCUGACGGAGGUGGCUGACUUCCACUAUGCUGCCAGCAAGGCCCUCCGUGUUCCAGCAGAGGGCAGUGAAGGGACACCAGAGCGGCAGGCUGGCACCCCUGGCUUCCUGACUUCCCCAGAACUGCACAGGGAACUAGUGAGGCUCUUCAAUGUGUAUGCAUUAUGGCUGGAAGAUGAAAAUUUUCAGAAAGGAGAUACCUAUAUUCCUUCUUUACCAAAGCAUUACGAUGUUCACAGGCUAGCAAAAGUGAUGCAGAAUCAGCAGGAUCUGUGGAUGGAGUAUGUGAAUAUGGAACGCAUACACCAUGAGUUCCAGGAGACAGUUGCUCUGUGGACACAGGCCAAGCUUGAGUCCCAUGCCACACCCUGCAGCUCUGCAGCACAGCUGGAUUUCACGGACCCCUUGCUGGCUAAAGCAAGGGUUCUGAGUAACUUAGAGAAGCACGAGGCUCCGCAUCCUCCCCUUCUUCUGCAUCCCGUGAGGCCUCCUGUGCCACUCAUUCCCUCUGCUGUGCUGUUGACGCAGAAGGACAGCACCCAGCUCAUGUGCACAGACCUGAAUCUGCUGCAGCAGCAGGCCAGGAGUGCCACUCUGCGGGAGUCGCAGCAGGUUGCCUUGGAUGGCGAGCUGUUGGAGACCAUGCCCAAACAGUAUGUUAACCGGGAAGAGCAGGCCACCCUGCAUCUGGAGUGCAGAGGCAGCAGUGGCAAGAAGUGCCAAGGAGCAGCAGUUGUAACGGUCCAGUUUGAAGGCAUGAACAAGAAUGAAGCCGUAAGCCAGCAGAUCCAUGUUCUGCAGAAAGAAGUGCGGCAGCUCCAAGCAGAAGCUGCUCAGCCCCCGGCACUGAAUGUUGUGGAGGCUGCUGUGCAUGCAGAAAACCUGAUCACGGCCUUAGUGAACACUUAUAAGUUACAGCCUACACCUGGAGUUCAGAAACUUGGCAUUAGCCUUUUCUUUACUGUUGUGGACCAUGUCAGCGAUGAGACCCAGCGCCAUCCUCCUACAAGGCAGUUCUUCACUUCAUGCAUCGAGAUCUUGGGACAGGUGUUUAUUAGCGGCACUAAGUCCGAGUGCAGGAAGCUGCUUCAGACCAUCCUGAAGAACAGGCGGCUCUGCUCGCUGCUGUCUCCUUUCUUCACGCCCAAUGCUGCACCCACCGAGUUCAUCCAGCUGUAUGAGAGAGUGGUGACUUGUCUGCGAGAGGACAACAGCGACGUGAUCUUCAUGCUUCUCACCAAGUUCGAUAUUCAGCAGUGGUUAAACAGCACUAAGCCGCCUCUGUCUGACCGCACCAGGCUCCUGGAGUCCAUUCACUUGGCACUCACUGCCUGGGGCCUUGAACCAGAGGAAGAUAUUCUGAUGCCAUUUAAUCUUUUCUGCAAGCACUGGACUCAUCUCCUCCUCUACCAGUUCCCUGACCAGUACAGUGACGUCCUCAGGCUGCUGGUGCAGAGCUCUGCAGAGCAGCUGCUGAGUCCCGAGUGCUGGAAAGCCACUUUGAGAGCCCUGGGCUGCUAUGCCCCAAGCAGCCAGCAGGGAGCGGCGUCUGUGGAGAGCUCUGGGCUUCACAGUGCCUCUGGUGUUCUCCUGUCAGACAAGCAGGUAACAGAGACGGUACAGUGGCUCUCUGACUUCUUUUAUAAGUUGCGGCUCUCCAAGUUGGACUUUAAAAGCUUUGGAUUAUUCUCAAAGUGGAGUCCUUACAUGGCUGAUGUGAAGACAUUUCUGGGAUACCUUGUGAAAAGGCUGACUGACUUAGAAAUAGCCUCCUUGUCCCAGGACCCAACUGCCAGCAGCAAAGAAGUGCUGAGGUCCCUGCACGCGCAGAUCAUCCAACUCUUUAAGCCCUGGAUCCUGGUUUUAGAGGACUCGGAAAGUAGCCACCAGCGACAUUACCCGUGGUUGGAGAGUGACACUGCGGUGGCCUCCAGCAUCGUGCAGCUCUUUUCUGACUGUGUCGGCUCAUUGCACACGAGUUUUAAAGACAGGCUGUUGCCAGGCGAUGAGGGAGCCCUGCGGUUGCACCUGCUGCACUACUGUGAAACAUGCACAGCACCCAAGAUGCCGGAGUUCAUUCUCUAUGCCUUCCACAGUGCAUACCAGAGACUGGAGUGGAAGGACCUGCACCCUGACCAGAGGCUCAUGGAGGCCUUCUUCAAGGUGGAACGUGGAAGCCCCAAGAGUUGUUUCUUGUUUUUGGGGUCUGUACUUUGCAGAGUCAACUGGGUUAGUGUGCUGUCUGACGCCUGGAAUCCCAGCCCCCUUCCCGAAACCCAGAGCAUGGCUGUCUGCCUCCUUUUCAUGAUGGUUUUACUAGCAAAGGAGGCUCAGCUCGUUGAUGAGACAGAUUCACCUUUACUGAGUCUCCUUGGACAGACAAGCUCACUCUCAUGGCAUCUUGUGGACCUUGUGUCAUACCAGAGUGUGCUGGGUUAUUUCAGCAGUCAUUACCCACCGUCCGUCGUCCUGGCAAAUGAUUGUGCCUCGGAACUGAUAGUUAAGCUGCUAAAAGUGUCUGCAGGGCUUUCUGUUCAUGCUGACGGCCGGAAGCCUGUGGACAUAGUUCCAAAAUGUCAGGCUUUCACCCAUCAGAUGGUUCAGUUUCUCAGUGCCUUGGAACAGACUGGAAAAAUCACCUUCCCAGCACUGGAGCAGGAAAUAUCUAAGCUGUUGGAUGAUAUCAUUAUCUUUAACCCACCCGACAUGGACAGCCAGGCCCGCCACAUGGCCCUCAGCAGCUUCUUUGUGGAAGUCCUGAUGAUGAUGAACAAUGCGGCUGUUCCAACAGCGGAGUUCCUUGCUGUCAGUAUUCGGACCUGGAUUGGCCAAAGAGUGCAUGGCUUGAUAGUGCUGCCCCUCUUAACAGCAGCCUGCCAAAGCCUGGCGUCCGUCCGCCACAUGGCGGAGACCACAGAAGCCUGCAUCAUGGCGUACUUCAAGGAAAGCUCCCUCGAUCAGAAUUUAGGAUGGGGCCCCAUUCUGGUGUCCCUUCAAGUUCCCGAGCUCACCAUGCAAGAGUUUCUGGAGGAGUGCUUAGCCCUUGGUAGUUGUCUGACUCUCUAUGUCUACCUGCUUCAGUGUCUGAACAGUGAGCAGACGGUGAAGAACGAGAUGAAAAUGCUCCUCGUCGUCAGCAGCUGGCUGGAGCAGGUGUACCCGAGCUCUGCACAGGAAGAGGCAAAGCUGUUUCUGUGGUGGCAUCAAAUCCUGCAGCUGUCUCUGAUUCAGUUGGAGCAGAACGACUCCGUCCUGACGGAGUCCGUCAUCCGGAUCCUGCUCAUGCUGCAGAGCAGGCAGAGCCUUAUGGCCGAGGAGAGGCUCAGCUCUGGGAUUCUGGGGGCCAUCGGAUUGGGCCGGAGAUCACCCUUGUCCAACAGGUUCCGAGUGGUUGCUCGAAGCAUGGCUGCCUUCCUGUUAGUUCAGGUCCCUGCAGAAGACCAGAUUCGUCUGAAGCCCAGCUCUGAGUUACAUCUGGCUCCAAAAGCCCAGCAGGUGCUGACAGCUCUGGAGUCCAUGACGCUCAGUAAGCAGUAUGUGGAGUACCAGGACCAGAUACUGCACGCUCUCCAGUUUAUAAGGCACCCUGGCCACUGCCUUCAGAACGGGAAAAGCUUCCUGGCCCUUCUUGUCAACCGCCUCUAUCCCGAAGUGCAUUACCUGGACAACAUCCGGUAGUGAGGCCGAGGCCCUCGGAGCACCGUGUUGGCCUGAGUUUACAUUAGCCGUGCUGUUGUGCAUGUGUCUUUCCUCAGUUUCCCACAGAGCUCAGGUCUGCCUGGAAUCGACUGAGGUGCAGCUGGGAGGCAUCAGCUCGUCCUGGGUGCACUUGCCUCUUCUGUCCAGCGGCCAUCUUAGUGCGAAUGAUCUUCCACAAGUGCAACUACGUUCCCGAGUACAGAGCACUCACAUUUGGGGAUUUGCCUGUCAGCACCCUAAGAGCAACAGACAGAGUUUUUGGUAUGUCUACACCUCUGUCUCCCUGCCUUGUUUAAAGGUCAAGACUCCUAAUGCCAGAUCUGACCACUUUGGGAGGUGUGAAGAGCCCUCUUUUGGAACUCCAUUGUAUUCUUCCGAUGUAAAAAUUCUGUAUUUCUGGAAUGUUGGGAAACACACCAGCUUUAAAGUGUUAUGUUACAGCUCUUUGAGUGGAGAGAAUACACUGGAUUAAUUCAGGAGUGGUAGCUGUGCAGUGGUGGUGCAUGCCUUUAAUCCCAGCACUCGGGAGGCAGAGGCAGGCAGAUUUCUGAGUUUGA
Molecule: messenger RNA, 8372 nt
Organism: Mus caroli (Ryukyu mouse)
Lineage: Eukaryota; Metazoa; Chordata; Mammalia; Rodentia; Muridae
Source: RefSeq, a predicted model, not a curated record